Messenger RNA from Puma concolor (puma), 1491 nucleotides. The record is from RefSeq and is a predicted model, not a curated record. Lineage: Eukaryota; Metazoa; Chordata; Mammalia; Carnivora; Felidae.
AUGGCACGGGCCUUUUCAUCAGCAGUGCCCGAGCCUCCCUGGAAGGUUCAGUUGAGGGUGACAGGUGAAGUCCCCGAGGGCUCUGCCAGGUACCCCAGUCUUGUGACCCUUGCCUUCCAGGAGUCACUCAAGAGGAGAAGCCUCCAGAGGUCCUUCAGGCAGCAGGAAGGAUGGGCCCGCCCCCUUGUUGUGCAGAUCCCACCUGCUGAGGAGACCUGGGCCCCACUCCUCCACACCUGCUGGAGGGUCCAGGAGUCACAGGCCCACCUGCAGAAGGGGACCAGUCUCCUCAACUGUGGAACUGGAUGCCCCAGAGGGCCAAGGUUCACACUAACCCUGUUGGCACCCUGGGACCACAUGAGGAUACUGCUGUGGCUUCUUAUUUUCCCUGCUUGGGAUUUUGGGGCUUGGGGGGAUUCCCCACUGUUCUCCUGGAAUGAAACCCAAGCCAGAGGAUUAUCAGAGGGUCUUCUAGACUUUUUUGUUGGCAUCUCUCAGCUCAUUCACAAGGGUCAAAAUGAAGCUCCCACCAUUGUCUCCCGCAAGGAGUGGGGAGCGAGAUCACAGACCUGCAGGGCCCAGCUGACACAACCUGUGGCCUAUGUCAUCAUGAACCAGCUCACAGGGAUGGAGUGCCAGGAGCAGGAUGUUUGCAGCCAGAGGCUUCGGGGCUUUCAGUCCCAUUCUGUCUACACCAAAGGCUGGUGCGACGUGGUCUACAACUUCCUGAUUGGGGACGAUGGCAGGGUGUAUGAAGGUGUCGGCUGGGGUGUCCAAGGCAUGCAUACCCAGGGCUACAACAACAUCUCCCUGGGAAUUGCCUUCUUUGGCAAUAAGAUAGGAAGCAGUAUAAGCCCUGCCGCCUUAUCAGCUGCAGAGGACCUGAUAUCCUAUGCCAUCCAGAAGGGUCAUCUGUCACCCAGGUAUAUUCAGCUACUCAUCUUGAAUGAAGAGGUCUGUCUGGUCCCUCAAAAGCCAGUGAUGCCUAGGAAAGCUUGCCCCAACAUCAUUUCACGGUCAGUAUGGGAAGCCAGAGAGACACACUGCCCUAAAAUGAGCCUCCCAGCGAAAUAUGUCAUCAUCAUCCACACCGCUGGUACAACCUGCAAUGUAUCCAUGGAUUGCCAUAUUCGUGUCCGAGAUACACAAUCCUUUCACAUGGACACACAGCACUUCUGUGACAUUGGAUAUCACUUCCUGGUGGGACAGGAUGGUGGUGUGUAUGAAGGAGUUGGCUGGCAUAUCCAAGGCUCUCACACCUAUGGAUACAAUGAUAUUGCCUUAGGAAUUGCCUUCAUAGGCAACUUUGUAGAAAAGCCGCCCAAUGCUGCAGCCCUGGAGGCAGCCCAGAACCUGAUCCAGUGUGCAGUGGACAAGGGGUAUUUAACUCCCAACUACCUGUUGGUGGGGCACAGUGACAUUGUCAAUACACUGUCUCCUGGGAAAGCUUUGUACAACAUCAUUAAGACUUGGCCUCAUUUCAAACACUGA